Molecule: messenger RNA, 484 nt
Organism: Aphanomyces invadans
Lineage: Eukaryota; Oomycota; Saprolegniomycetes; Saprolegniales; Verrucalvaceae
Exons: 2
Coding region: 89-430 (113 amino acids)
Source: RefSeq, a predicted model, not a curated record
CCUGAACGCGCGCAGUCACCCCCGCGCGCCUCCGAUCGACGUGCAAUCCACAGUUCCCUGUACCCAUAGGCAUAUCUAUCAAGGCAGCAUGGUGGACGUCGAGCGAGCUCGAGUUGAAAUGGCGAUGCACGACAUGACCAACUCGAUGUCACUCGUUGAACACAUCAUGUGGAACGUCGAAAAGGCAGAUCCUUGUUUGGACGUGCCUCCAAUCAAGCGACGCCUUGUGUUCACUUGUUCUGGUGUCGAAAUCAAGCGCAAGCUCGUGUUUCCGUGCCACAAAGUCAUAAAGCCUCGACCGACCAAGCGCGAGCUCGAGCGAGAAGCAGCUAAGGCCAAGCAGUCAGACCAACAGCCCACGCGAGACGACUCCUCAACGCCGUACUUCGCAAAGCUAGGAAGGCGAAAGCGUCAGCUGUCGUUCGAUUAGACCUACACUAGGAAGCAUUUUCGUCGUAAACCCAAUAGAACCCCUAUCACGUGA